UAUUCUAAUGGCUAUGCACUACUUAAGGGUGACGUUAUUAGCCUUUACAUUGGCUUUGUCCUCAAUUGUUGAAGGGCGUUUUACAAGUGAAAUGCUAAAUUAUCCUUCUGAUGGAGGAACUAAAUGGGCAGUCUUAAUUGCUGGCUCUCUUGGUUAUGAAAAUUAUAGGCACCAGGCCGAUAUUUGUCAUGCAUAUCAAAUAAUGAGAAAAGGUGGAAUGAAAGAAGAAAACAUAAUUGUUUUCAUGUAUGAUGAUAUUGCAUAUAAUGAAGAUAACCCUAAACCAGGUGCUAUCAUCAAUCGUCCAGGAGGUGAAAAUGUUUAUCCACAUGUUCCCAAGGACUAUACGGGGAAGAAUGUGACUACUAACAAUGUGUUUGCCGUAUUACUUGGUAAUAAAAAGGCCCUUAUAGGAGGUAGUGGUAAGGUUUUGAAAAGUGGUCCAAAAGAUCAUGUUUUCUUAUAUUAUGCUGACCAUGGAGGCCCUGGGCUGCUUGCAAUGCCGAAUUCAGAUGAAGAUAUAUACGCCAAGGACUUGAUACAGGUUUUGAAGAGCAUGCAUGCUGCCAAGUCCUACAAAACUAUGGCAAUUUAUGUAGAGGCUUGUGAAUCUGGAAGCAUGUUUGAUGGUCUUUUGCCAAAAGAUCUGAAUAUUUAUGUGACAACUGCAUCAAACCCUAAAGAGAACAGUUAUGCGUGCUAUUGUGGUGGAGACCCUGGUGUGCCUCCUGAGUAUAACAAUACUUGUUUGGGUGAUUUAUAUAGUAUCUCUUGGUUGGAAGAUAGUGACAAAAAAGAUCCAAGAAAGGAAACUUUGGAACAACAAUAUACUGCGGUGAAAAAGAGAACAAAUAUGUCUCAUGUAAUGCAAUAUGGUGAUGUUAAAUUAAGUACAGAAUUCCUGUCUGUUUACUUCAUUUCCAACACCUCCAAGCAUAACCAAACUUAUCCUCCACCAAACCAAUCCGAGCCAAUCAUUCCACAUGCAAUUGAACAACGCGAAGCUGAUCUUAUUUACUUCAAAGAAAUGGUUCGAAGAGCUCCUGUGGGGUCCACGAAGAGAAUAGAGGCUGAAAAACGUUUAGACGAAGUGAUAUCCCAACGUAAACAUGUAGAUGAAAGUGUGCAAGCCAUAGCGAAUGUUUUAUUUGAAGAUGUAGACGCUGCUCAUUCUUAUCUUACAAUGGUUAGGCCUGCUGGUCAACCUCUUGUUGAUGAUUGGGAUUGCCUCAAAACAAUGGUCAAAAUAUAUGAAGCACAUUGUGGACACUUACAAAGCUAUGGGAAAAAGUAUAUGCGGGCAUUUGCAAACUUUUGCAAUGCAGGAGUUCAUCAGGAAUGGAUGGCUCAAGCUUCAAUUCAAGUUUGUGCUAAGUGAAGUUAUUUAAUUAGCUUGAUUAACAAUAACAUCAAUGCUUUAAAAGAAAAUUUCUUGUAAAAUUCUUGCUUAGCCUACUAAUAUAUGAUGAUCUUUGUUUUUAUCUUUAUUUGUUGGAGUGUUGGAUUCUCUCUGCCUAUAGUUUAGAUUAAUUUGUUGUCCCCUUGCAUAUAGGGUUUCUCAAGCCUACACAAGUCAAAUAAAAAAAAUGAGUUCAAUAAAAAAACUAUAAAUUGGAAACAUUAAAUUUUAUGAUGGUUGAAUAAAAUAGUCUUAAGUACAAAUUGGAUGAAAAUCAAGAAAAUGAGUAGAAGUGAUAAAAACAUACUUUCUUGUAACCACUUUAAUAGUCUCAUUUGACUUUUGACAAUGUUUAUCGAUCACCCUUAAUUUGUAUUUUAUUAUUAA
Molecule: messenger RNA, 1786 nt
Organism: Amaranthus tricolor (Joseph's coat)
Lineage: Eukaryota; Viridiplantae; Streptophyta; Magnoliopsida; Caryophyllales; Amaranthaceae
Product: vacuolar-processing enzyme-like
Exons: 9
Coding region: 8-1378 (456 amino acids)
Biological process (GO): vacuolar protein processing
Molecular function (GO): cysteine-type endopeptidase activity
Source: RefSeq, a predicted model, not a curated record